Vombatus ursinus (common wombat) is the source of this 945-nucleotide messenger RNA. RefSeq names its product olfactory receptor 56A1. Gene Ontology annotation, molecular function: olfactory receptor activity; G protein-coupled receptor activity. The coding region runs from base 1 to 945 and encodes 314 amino acids. Gene Ontology annotation, cellular component: membrane. Gene Ontology annotation, biological process: G protein-coupled receptor signaling pathway. The record is from RefSeq and is a predicted model, not a curated record. NCBI's taxonomy places the organism in Eukaryota, Metazoa, Chordata, Mammalia, Diprotodontia, Vombatidae. The transcript has a single exon.
AUGGCACCAGCCAACAAUAGCUCACCUGCUACACUCUCUGAGUUUCUCCUCAUCUGCUUCCCUGGCUACCAGAGCUGGCAGCACUGGCUCUCCCUGCCCCUGAGCCUACUCUUCCUCUUGGCCAUGGUGGCCAAUGCCACCCUCCUAAUCACCAUCCGACUGGAGGUCUCUCUGCAUGAGCCCAUGUACUACCUGCUCAGUCUUCUCUCCUUGCUGGACAUCGUGCUCUGCCUCACUGUCAUCCCCAAGGUCCUGGCUAUCUUCUGGUUUGAUCUCAGGGCCAUCAGUUUCUCUGCCUGUUUCCUCCAGAUGUUCAUCAUGAACAGUUUCCUUCCCAUGGAGUCAUGCACCUUUAUGGUCAUGGCAUAUGAUCGCUAUGUGGCCAUCUGCCACCCCCUGCGCUACCCAUCCAUCAUCACUGAUCAAUUUGUGGUCAAGGCUAGUGUAUUUAUCAUGGCCAGAAAUGCUCUCCUUACUGCACCCAUUCCAAUCCUUUCAUCCAGACUUCAUUAUUGUGGAAAAAAUAUAAUUGAGAACUGCAUCUGUGCGAACUUAUCUGUGUCCCGACUUUCCUGUGACAAUUUUACUUUCAACCGAAUUUACCAGUUUGUGGCUGGUUGGACUCUGCUUGGCUCUGAUCUCAUCCUCAUCUUCAUUUCUUAUACCUUCAUCCUUCGGGCAGUGCUGAGAAUCAAGGCUGAGGGGGCUGCAGCCAAGGCCCUGAGCACUUGUGGCUCCCACUUCAUUCUCAUCCUCUUCUUCAGCACCAUCUUGCUGGUUGUUGUUCUGACAAAUGUGGCCAGGAAGAGAGUUCCCAUGGACAUCCUGAUCCUUCUCAAUGUCCUCCAUCACCUCAUCCCCCCAGCCCUGAAUCCCAUUGUCUAUGGUGUGAGGACCAAGGAGAUCAAACAAGGCAUCCAGAAGUUACUGAAAAGGAGGGUGUGA